Molecule: messenger RNA, 1295 nt
Organism: Ricinus communis (castor bean)
Lineage: Eukaryota; Viridiplantae; Streptophyta; Magnoliopsida; Malpighiales; Euphorbiaceae
Exons: 1
Coding region: 218-1033 (271 amino acids)
Source: RefSeq, a predicted model, not a curated record
UGUAAAAAUAUAUAUAAAAUUAUCAAAAACCCAUAAAUUAAAUACCAAAACUUGAGGUCCUGGCUUAAGAAAACAACUUACUAUUAUCAUCCUAAUCCCCUUUCUGUAUAUAACAUAAAAAGACCCACUCUCAUUUUAUAACCCUAACCAAGUUACCAUCCUCUCUCUCUCUCCCUCUCUCUCUACCCAUUCCUUUCACACACGCUCUCUUUCUCUAAUGUGGCCGGAGUGGUUGAGAUCACCGAGUAGGGGUCACACCUCAACAAGAGCGCCGCCACCAGCGGAUGCAGCAGCAGCAGCAGCAGCACCGCCAUCACCAUCCCCAAACCCAAGAUACUUCUCUUGCUCAUCUUUUAAAGACAUCCAUACUCUUGUUUUAGAAGACCCACCCGCCAAAUACGGAUCCAUAUCCCAACAACCCCAUUCCCCUAAAAUACCCUCCAUCUUUCACCGUGUACGGAUCGCCACCUCCCUCCUCCGCACACACCGCCACCUCAACCAGCAAAACAACAGCUCAAAGCUCUCCAUCAUUUCACCCCCACCUAACAUAGAUGACCAUAACAUAAUCCUCUACUUCACUACCCUCCGCAUUGUCAGAAAAACCUUUGAAGACUGCAGGACCGUCAGAUCAAUCCUCCGUGGAUUCCGGAUCCCAAUUGACGAACGAGAUUUAUCCAUGGACAGUAAGCAUUUAGAUGAGCUACAAGAAAUCACAGGGUCAAAAAAAGUCACAUUACCCUUAGUUUUUAUAGGAGGAAAAUUUGUGGGCGGCGCUGAAGAGAUUAAAGAUAUGAAUGAAAAUGGAGAUUUGAAGAAAAUGAUUACUGGGUUACCUUUUGUCGACAGCAGUAAUAGUAGUAAUAACUGUGAUCUUUGUGGAGGGCUCAGAUUCAUUCUCUGCGAACAGUGUAAUGGUAGCCACAAGAUCUAUACGGAGAAGUAUGGGUUUAGAAGCUGCAAUUCUUGCAAUGUCAACGGGCUGAUCAGGUGUCCUUUGUGUUAUACGCUGUUCCGGCGACGUAUGUCAUCAUAGCACCUCAAUGUCUAAGGAAAAAAAAAAAAAGGAUAGUUUUAGGCUUUUAGCAGUUUCCUUUUUUAAUUUUCUUUUUUUUUCUUACUUUUUAAUUUAACAGUUGUGUGGAAUAUAGGAAAAUAGAGAUAAUUAAUCCCAUGUAUGGAUUAAUUGUUAAUUAUCUUAUGGGAUUUGUUUGUUUAGAUUUUCUUUUUUUUCCCUUUUUGUAAAUUGGAAAAUUUGUUUAGGCUUACCAACAAGAAUAUUUUAAUGGUGUCAUUAA